AUUCAGGAUACACACAUUGUAGAUGUUUUGCCUACAACGAAAGACCUAUCCGAUAUGUUUUAUAGCAACACAUACAGUAUCGAUGAACUUAAAGCGAAGUGUCAAAAAGUUUGCAACGAGAUUCUCAAGGUGGAACACGUUGUCAAUGUAUAUCCAACUUACACAACUAACUCAACGAAACGUUUAGUAUUUGUCGCCGUUGUUGAAAAUGAAUUCGAAAGUACCGAACAACUAAAACAACUAGGAUAUGACAUCGAGAUACAAUAUAAACAGCCUAAAUACACAAAAGACAAUCCCCGCCAAGAUGAUUAUCUACUGAAACAUGAGUUUACAGAUAAGCUUAAAAAUGUCAUAAGAAAAUUUGGGAACACGCUUAUGUUGAAACAUACAAAUGUAAGCUUCAUACGGGGUUGCAAGUAUAGAUUGGUUACCGAAAACGAAAAUGAAAUAAAAUACGAACCCCGUUUAGCUGUGUACGUUCGCGCAAAAGGGUUUAUCCCGAUAGGUGAGGAGCCGAUAGCAAAAUCCUAUGAUGGGGUUCCCGUAGACGUCCGGGAAGGCGUAUGCAUAACCUUUGCUGGUGGCCGGGCAAACGAUAUUCUUGAAAAUGUCAAAAUGGGAUGCCAAAUUGAACGUCAUCAAUCGGGAAGCCUAGGUGUAUUGUUUGAAAAUGAUAAUGGACUUUGCGGAAUAACUUGUGGACAUGUUGUGUGCUCUCCUAAAGAUAUGGAACAAUGCAUGAAAAAAGGAGGCACGGUUAAUUUUGACACUAAUUAUGAAGUAUAUCAACCUAAAAAACCGCACACUAUUGGUUACCUGAAGAAGGUUAUUUACAAACAAGGUAUCGGCAAUGAUGUCGGUCUUGACAUUGGCGUUAUUCAACUGACAAGCAGGCCACCUAUAGAUGGAAAAUUCCCCAUUGCCGAAAAAGCUCAGUCAGAUCUCGAGUUCGAAUCUGGCAAGGCUUUUGAGCCAAAAGCAGUUGGCGAACCUUGCUAUAAGUUUGGCUGUGUGACCGAAUAUACUCGAAGUAAAAUUACACAAACAAGUGAGGAGCCUAGUGUCGCCCGUUUCAACUUUGAAGGCUAUACAUUGAUCCUACAUAAUCAAAUUUUGGUGAAAACUAAUGGCGUGUUAUUCGCAGAACCUGGUGAUUCAGGAUCGCCUGUGUUCAUCAAAGCAUGUGACGAACUGUUUUUCAACACUGAACAGAUCAUCCAUGACAAGGAGAAGCAGGUGGAGCGCUGGGUGAAUCACUUCUCCAAAUUCUACUCCUAG
Dreissena polymorpha is the source of this 1278-nucleotide messenger RNA. RefSeq lists its product as uncharacterized. NCBI's taxonomy places the organism in Eukaryota, Metazoa, Mollusca, Bivalvia, Myida, Dreissenidae. The transcript has 3 exons. The record is from RefSeq and is a predicted model, not a curated record. Bases 55 to 1278 code for a protein of 407 amino acids.